AUGUCAUUGAGUUUAGCAGUUUCUUAAGAACAGCAAACAUGGUGACAUUGUACCUAUUCUCCCGGUCUCCUUGUCUGUAAGGAUAUGUCAGGACAAACGUCCAUUCCAUUUUUAUACACUCUAGCAAAGCAUAUAGAAACCUCUGAAAUUUACAUCUACGACAUCCUUGGAUUAUCCCAAUCAACCAACGAUUCACCUGUUCUCACACUCGCACUGUACUGGAUGGAGGAGCGACAAUACUUUUUGUUUUUUUUCUCUCUUAUUUUACACUAAUUUAUUCCUGUUGAUAUGUUCUGGUGAAGCAGGGCACAGUUUGAUACAGCUCAGCGCAAGAAUCUUUUAUGUCUAUCCCAUCCAGCCACUGAAUCGAGUGGGGUCUGAAACAUGCUAGGUUUCUGAAGAUGAAUACAAACAGAGACAGUUCGAAAUGAUUUUUGUUUUGGACUUCACAUUCAAAACAAAUUUGCUACUGUUCUGGAAUGGAAUCCCUUGUCUUGGGUACCAAUCCAUGAUGAGUUGCUUGUGAAAAGCUCGAGUACUUGCAGGCAAUAAGAAGGGUAAGUAAAAAACAUGUGAAGGAAUUGAACCGAUUCGCCAUGGACAAUGAAAAAAAGUGUGUGACCCACUUCAAAAUUUUCCUUGUCGCGGAUGGCUUUCGACUUUUUCAGAUAUCAAAGCUUUCUGUGUCAUCGAUCUGACACCACUCAUGUUUUCCUCUGCACACAGCACAAUAAUGAAGGGAUGUUGGAUUCUGGGGUUCGUUUAGUUAACAAAUUUCGGUAAAUUCAGCCCACGAUCCAAAUUAUUGCAGAAUUCGGAGAUUAAGUGUUAGUAGUAGUUGUGCCAGGUGUGGUAUUGGUUGGGUGAUUACCAAAGUUCCUGGAAAUAUAUGUUGUAGAGUCAGAAAAAUCCAUUCAAACCAUGUCGGUGAGCUCGUGCAGUGUCUGCUCAACAGUAACCCUACAGAAAAUUGCUAUAUAUACUAAAUUGGUAAUAAAAAGGGUCAAGUCGUAGUCCAUUCGUAUCUAAAUUUGUCAAAUUUUAACGGAAUUUGGGGCUACGAGUAGUCUAAGCAAAUGAAGCCACAAAGUUUACUUCUCCAAUAAUUGACUACAUGUAUGACUAGAUAGCUUUUUCGAAAGGGUUGAGUAGCAGAGAUAUGACAGGGGAUUAUCCGUAAUUAGAAAGAGGAAGUUAGGAUUCAGAAUGUGGGAGUCAGAGUUCGAAACCCAGGAAGGGAAGGGAUUCAGUAAUUGUGUUGUGAAUCCUCUGAAGCAAGGGAUGAAGGCUGAGGCGUUUGAGCGAAGAGGUCGAUCCUGGUACGUCGCAACAGAUUAUCCAAGUGACCUAGUACUGGAGAUCCAAGAUGUGAGCUUUCAUCUACACAAGAUUCCUCUGCUUUCGAGGAGUGGAAAACUGAACAGAGUAAUGCACGACCACCGUGGCGACACCGAGAAAGAUUACAUAAAACUGGACGAAAUCCCUGGAGGCGCAGAAUCGUUCGAACUAGCCGCCAAGUUCUGUUACGGUGUAGCAGUCGAUUUAAACGCCUCCAACAUAUCGGGGUUAAGAUGUGCGGCCGAGUAUCUGGAAAUGACGGAAGAUCUGGACGAAGGAAAUCUCAUAUUCAAAACGGAGGCAUUUCUGAGCUACGUUGUUCUGUCAUCCUGGAGAGACUCCAUCAUCGUUUUGAAAAGCUGCGAGGAGCUUUCUCCAUGGGCGGAAAAUCUACAAAUCGUAAGGCGAUGCAGCGAGUCCAUUGCCUGGAAGGCCUGCUCAAAUACCAGAGGUGUAAAAUCGUGGUCAUACAAGUCCCAAAGCAGGAGCCCUAGUGUGAGUCCCCAUCGCUGGAGCGACAUGAAAGAUUCAAGCCCAAGCCGCCAGCCCUCUCUGCCUCCUAACUGGUGGUUCGAAGAUGUUUCAAUUCUUCGAAUCGAUCAUUUCGUGAGGGUUUUAACUGCCAUAAAAGUGAAAGGCAUGAGGUUCGAUCUCAUCGGGGCCUCCAUUGUGCAUUACGCUUCCAAAUGGCUGCCUGCCAUCUCCAAAGACCAAGCAAGCUCAACAGAAGAUGUGAACUUUGCAGGCGGCCUUCAUUUAGUUGUGGCCAGCGGGAAAGAGGAUGUUCCAAAGGCACAGAUGAGAGAACAGAGACUGAUUGUUGAGAGCUUAAUAAGCAUCAUUCCUCCGCAGAAAGACACGGUUUCUUGCAGCUUUCUUCUCCAUUUGUUAAAACUGGCGAACAUGCUGGAUGUGGCGCCAGCGCUGGUGACAGAACUGGAGAAACGCAUUGGGAUGCAGUUGGAUCAAGCGACGCUCAAGGACCUGCUUAUUCCUUCCUACAGCAAAACUGAGACGAUCUACGAUGUGGAUGUGAUGUGCAGACUGCUGGAACAUUUUCUGGUUCAAGAACAGAGCAAUGAACCGCCGAGCCCUAGCAGAUCAACUGGAGGGGACAAACUUGGAGGCACUCUUCUUAAUGCCAAAAUGAGAGUGGCAAGGCUUGUGGACAGUUACCUCACUGAGGUGUCCCGAGACAGAAAUCUUUCACUCACAAAAUUUCAGGUUCUAGCGGAAGCUUUACCAGAGAGUGCCAGAACCUCUGACGAUGGCCUCUACAGAGCCAUUGAUUCUUAUCUCAAGGCCCAUCCUACCCUCUCAGAGCACGAAAGGAAGAGGCUGUGUAGAGUCAUGGAUUGCCAAAAAUUGUCCCUGGAUGCCUGCAUGCACGCCGCUCAGAACGAGCGUCUGCCAUUAAGGAUUGUGGUUCAGGUCCUCUUCUCCGAACAGAUCAAGAUAACAAAUGCAAUUGCAAGUAACGGCGUUUCCAUGGCAAAGGACACUCAGAAUUUCUACAGCCAGCCAAACAGAGGCAGCGUUCUCGAAAAUCUGCCACAGUCGUUUCAGGAAGGUUGGUCCACAGCAAAGAAAGAUAUAAAUACUGUCAAAUUUGAAAUGGAAAACAUCCGAUCUAAGUUCACACAGCUCCAGAUGGAGUUUGAUAACCUAAACAAUCAGUUCGAGAAGCUUUCCAAACAGAAAAAUGUCUCAGCUUGGUCUACGGGCUGGAAAAAACUGAGUAAACUCAAGCAGACCUCCAUCUUCCAGACCAAAACCGCCAUUCACGAUACGGGGCCUCAAAUGGAUUCUACUCCUCAUGUUCGUGCUGAAAAGCAGAGACGCUGGAGGAAUUCCAUCUCCUGAAAUCAAACUUCAUUAAUCUUCCACCUUAUCUUCUCAAAUUCCAGACAUGAGUUAUUGUUUUCUACCGUCUUUUUCUUUGGAGUUGAUAAGCUGUAAUAAAAGUUUUUAUCGGUAUAAUUAAACUCUGACAGCUUGGAACCAGAAUUAGCAGAUGAUGUGCAGCAAAUCCCAUACUCUCAUAUUAUUUUGAACCAGUCUAUUAAAAUUAAGUCUAUUAGUGAAAUUGAAUGAUUUUGAAGUGGGAUGUCUUAU
Messenger RNA from Cryptomeria japonica (Japanese cedar), 3453 nucleotides. Its product is annotated as root phototropism protein 3. The coding region runs from base 1207 to 3201 and encodes 664 amino acids. The transcript is spliced from 4 exons. NCBI's taxonomy places the organism in Eukaryota, Viridiplantae, Streptophyta, Pinopsida, Cupressales, Cupressaceae. Gene Ontology annotation, molecular function: protein binding. The record is from RefSeq and is a predicted model, not a curated record.